AUGGAUGGGUCGGAUCCUCCUCCACAAAAGCGCCAGAAGCGUGAGCCAUCAUCAUCGCCUCUAGCGAUCGCUGACAUCGCCCCCAGUAGCCGAGUCAUUGAUCAGAAGGAUACACAUGGCGAAUCCGAUACCUUUGGUUGGGUUUCUUGCUCGGAAAAUAGCGAAGCCGAACGUCUCGCCAUCAAGGAGAAAGCUGUCGAGCAAGCCCAGGGAUUCUGCGCAAAGCUCUAUGUGAUGCUCCAAGCGGCUAUCGAAGACAUUCAAGCUGGCUCCGAUGAUGCAGUCAUCAUGGGACAAGAAAUCAUCAAGCAAUGGCUUUCAGAGCAUGAUAAAGUCUGUGCCCAACAUCGCGACUAUGGAGUGUUGGUUGGUGUCGAGGGCCCAACCGGUGCUGGGAAGUCUUCAUUUCUGGGCUCACUUCUUCGGAUCGAAGAACUUCUACCCUCUGGCCAAGAAGGAGCUGCUACGGCAGUUGUUGGGAAGGUCUCAUGGAACUAUGACGACACCCCAGGCCAUGAGUACCGUGCAGAAGUCAGCUUCCGAAAGAAGGCUGAAGUUGAAAGAGAGCUCUCUCUGCUACUUCUGGAGAUGAGUCGUCGCAACGAUAUUGAAGAAGAUGACUAUGAGGAUGAGGGUAAGAGAGCCGAGGAUAUGGCAUUCGCAACAAAUUCUAUCAACCACCAACUACCCAAAUUUCAGGCUGUGUGGAACCUCGAUGAAGAACUACUUGGAGAAUAUGCUGAAAAUUGCAACACGUUCGAAGGAGAACAAGCUGCUAUCAAACAGAUUCUUGAGUCCAAUCCAGUCGCACUGCAUCUCAUGAACGAAGGCACUCGACAUCUAUUCAGCUCUGAGCCACAAGAUCUGUCCUAUGAGAUCAAGCCCUUCCUGGAUUCCACUACACACAAGUAUGGUGGGAAAAUCGCCUUCUCAGCUUGGCCCCUUGUCGAGAUGGUAAGUAUCUUUGUCAAAGCCGACAUUCUGAAAACGGGCAUCAACUUAGUCGACUUGCCAGGAUGUGGCGAUGCCGUCGACAGUCGUGCAGAGGUUACUCGGAAGUUCAGGGAGAACCUGGAUGUCCGGAUGGUGGUAAGCCCUAUUUGCCGAGCUGCGGACGAAAAAGAGGGCAGAGCUCUGAUACAAAGUGGCUACGAGGAAGCUCAGAUGAAGCUCGAAGGAAAGCUCAACAGUCGUGGCUUCUGCGUCGUUCUUUCUAAGAUCGAUGAUAUUACGGUCGAGAGCUAUAUCAAAAGCUCAGAACUGGGCCAGGACAAGGAAAUCGUCAAGAAAGUGGAUUACCUCAAGUCUUUGCGCAACGAGAAAAGCAGACUUCGGAGCACGUACAACUCUCUCCAAACAGACAAGCGAAAAGCUGAGCGGAACUUCUCAAAAGCGAGCGCCAUGUACCAACGCCAAUCGGAGCGUGUUUCGAAGUAUUCGGACGCCGCAGCUGUUCCUCAGAGCGUCUCGAAGAAGAAGCAAGAUCUCAAACGGGCUAAAGGCAAAUGCAAAGCGGCGAUCAAGGAGGCAAUUAUUGCAUCGGAAGAUUUUGACAAGAAAAUGAGAGAUCUGGACUUUCGCGUUGAACAACUAGACACCUGGCUCUAUCACCAAGCCAUCCAGACUCGCAAUACCAAUGUCGAGAGAAAGAUCCACGACAAGUUCUCGAGGAAACACGCGAAAAACACCAACGGCGCCAUGGAUGGAUCGGAAGAUCCACGCUUGCUGAGUGUCCUGCCAGUAUCCACCAAGGCCUUCUGGCAGGUUAAGAAUCUGUCGCAACCGAUGGCGGGAUUUCCGACCCAGCGAUGCACUGGCGUUCCAGCGGCCGAGCAGUGGCUGCACUACGCGACGUUGGAGAGACGCGAGAAGCACCUAGAUACAGUGCUUUCUAACUUCCACAAGCUGAUGGAGAAAGUAUGGAGCUAUUCGAAGGAACAAUGCCGAGGGACGGAAUCCAAGUUCACCAAACAUGAGGUUGAGAGUUCGCUGGCAGACGCACAUGCGACGUUUGACCAUAAGUUCAGAGACUUCUUUGCGAAGUGGAGUAAAAAGAUCCAGGAGAUUCAGCCGUUGCCCAACCGCACUGAUGAGAUGAAACUCUUCAACAAGAAAGCCCGUGCUAAGGCAGCGAGAUGGUCGUACAAGUAUCCAGAAGACCGCGGAUCACUCGAGAAACUGCACUGGAAUACCUACCAGGCCAUCCUCUUCCGCGGCGGGGUUCGGUUCACAAGCAGAGGCGCGACAUCGGUGGUUUAUACCUGGCUAGAGGACUUGGCUACACUUCUUCUCACGGACAUCGCUGAGAAGUGGGAUGAGAAGCUCAACAAGUACCUUCCAGGUCUCAAAGACCCGAUCAUGGAGCAGUUUUCGGAAAUCUGGAAGGCCUACUUGCAGAGUCUUCUCUUCGCCAUCCACGAGCGUGCGCCUUCGCUAGAGCCGGAGUUUACGAAGCUUAUUCCUGCACUCCAGGACCUCCAGAGAACUGUCGAGAACAACAUUAGGCAAACUCUGGACAAUCUGUCGCACGACGCAUCUCACACUCAUACUGAGAUCCUGGCAGACCUUGAAAUGCAGCUGGCACCGACUUUCCGGAAGGCGUUAGAAAUACGUGGGAGAGGUAUGCAUCAAGCCCGGCAAGAUCUCGUCAGUAGAAAGAUCAACAAAGAAUUCAAGACUAUGUCUAUCGAUGUUAUGAAGACACUCGGCGGGAAACUUGACGAGAGAAAGGACAUGAUUCCUGGCGAGCUCGAGAUUAUUGCAACGUCCGUGAUCGAGGAUGUCAGAGCCCUAGUGGCAUGCCUGAUCAACAAUCUCCUCGAGAACUAUGCCGAGGGAACUGAGGUUCAAUGCCGAAAGGAAGUUCUCCACCAGCAGGUCCGAGAGGUGCUCUUGGAGAUGGAAAGCCGGUGGCGGUUCCAUUCGCAAAAUGAUGGCCACAUCCUCUUGCAGGAUCUGAGCAUCCCUAAGAACUUGGACGACGUCUUGGUCAAGCAGGAAGAUCAGGAGAGGCAGAUGUUCGACUGGAAUGAGGAGCUUGCAGAACUUUCGGAGUGAGUGGGUGAUACGGAAGCACGGGUUUGGAGUUAUUGCUUGGCAUUGAAGAUCAUCGGUCUCUGGGCGGGACUACAUUUCUACAUUCCAUGGGGAACAUUGCUAUAAAAUGGGGUUUGAGAGGAUCUGGAGUCAACUUUGCUCUAAAAUUCAACUAGGAGAUACGACGGGCGCAAAUUAUCUAGCUAUUC
Ilyonectria robusta is the source of this 3245-nucleotide messenger RNA. RefSeq lists its product as uncharacterized. Bases 1 to 3057 code for a protein of 1018 amino acids. The transcript is spliced from 6 exons. The record is from RefSeq and is a predicted model, not a curated record. NCBI's taxonomy places the organism in Eukaryota, Fungi, Ascomycota, Sordariomycetes, Hypocreales, Nectriaceae.